Molecule: messenger RNA, 660 nt
Organism: Morchella importuna
Lineage: Eukaryota; Fungi; Ascomycota; Pezizomycetes; Pezizales; Morchellaceae
Exons: 1
Coding region: 1-660 (219 amino acids)
Biological process (GO): regulation of gene expression; maturation of 5.8S rRNA
Cellular component (GO): nucleolus; exosome (RNase complex)
Molecular function (GO): DNA binding; RNA binding
Source: RefSeq, a predicted model, not a curated record
AUGCCCCCCUCACCCACCUCCCCGCUAACGCACCUCUCCCUCCUCGACGAGCAACUCGACGACCUAACCACCACGCUCGCCCCCCUCCUCACCACCCCCGGCCUCCCCUCCCUCACCGCCACCCUCCCCAUCGCCGACCAGGCCCGCCUCUCCGUGCUGACGGCCUACACGCUCGAGUCCCUCCUCUUCACCUACCUGCGCCUCAACGGCGUCGACGCCAAGUCCCACCCCGUCAUGGAGGAGCUCGCGCGCGUGCGCCAGUACGUCGCAAAGAUCAACGCCGCGCAGGAGGCGCCGAAGCGCAGGGCCGCCGUGGAUAAGGAGGCCGUGGGCCGGUUCGUGAAGGCGGGGCUGGCGGGGAACACGGCGGAGGGGGAGGGCGUGGGGGAGAAGGAGGAGAGGGAGCGGGCUAGGGCUAAGUUUGAGGAGGUGUCGAGACGGAUGGAGAGGAGGGAGGUGGAGGAGGAGGAGGCGAAGGAGAGGGAGAAGGGGGAGAGGGAGAAGGAGAAUGAGGAGCAGGUUACGCGCAUUCUGGAGAGCUUUCGGAGCCAUGGGGUGAAGAGGGGGAGUGAUGAGGAGGCGUCGGGGUCGGUGAGUGGGGCGGGUGCGGGUGGGGGGGCGGAGAAGAGGAAGAGGAGGAGGGGGAGGAAGGGGAAAUAG